UCAAUUUCAGAUUUCCGCAAUGGUAGUUUUGAUGACAAAACUCUUGUUUAUCUUAUUUGCCUCUUUGAUAUGACAUGCUUAUGUUCUACAGGGACAUCUUGUGGCCACAAGAGUCAUAGCAUUUCCAUUAAUAAUUGAAUUCAUGACAUAGAGAUAUGGUUUCAUCAUUACUGGGGAAUAAAUGCUUACCAGACAGGCUAAAUUGCUGUGCGGGAUUCUUGCUGAGGUGAGCUAAUCGGAUGCCUUUAUUCAGUUUUAUCCAAGACACUUUACAUUCUGACUCACACAACAUAGCAAGGCUUUGCUUAACAAUUCAGAGCAAUAUAGGGUUUAGUGUCUUGCUCAAGGACACUUUGACAGGAGGAGCUGACAAUUGAAUGCCAGCCCCUAGGACGAUUUGACAGCCCACUCGACCUAAUAACCCACAGCAACCCCAGGUUCAGCUAACUAUGGGAUCUUGAGCCAACUGCAGCAUCAGGGAUGGUCAUCUGUCUUGGGUGAGUGUCUGUAACUGAAGGACUGACAGAUCAUGUUAAAGUGACUGUGACUCUCUCAAGCUCUCACAUCAACAUCAGAAAUAACUGUACAGGAAGAGGAAGUUCUCACAAACACUCCUCAGUUGUGGUUCAGUCUGACAGUCAGUUUGCAGGAAGGCAACAUGGAGGCCACAUCUCUCUGCUUCAGACUGUUGAUGCUUGAAUUUAUUCUGCUGGGGACCCAAGUUCAGAACAGUUCUACUCAGAAAAGUGAUGCACCUUUCCUUCGCAUCACUCCAAACAGAUUGCAGCACUUUCAACUCGAAUCUGUUUCUUUCGAAUGUGGGGGGAUGGACGGUUCAGCCCAGUUGAAAAGGAUAAAGAGUGAUAAGGACAUUGAUGCAGAAUGUAGUUCCAUCAAGAAGACAUCAACAGGAUCCUCUUGCACAAUUUACAGAGCCUAUCCAACAGACAGUGGAGAAUACUGGUGUGAGACUGAAGGAGGACAAAGAAGCAACAGUGUCAACAUCACUGUCACUGCUGGCUCUGUGGUCUUGGAGAGUCCUGUUGUUCCUAUUUUGGAGGGCAAAGAUGUGACUCUGCACUGCACAAACAAGAAAACGUAUCUCCAGGCUGAUUUCUACAAAGAUGAUGUCUUCAUGGAGAGCAGUCCUACAGGAAACAUGACCAUUCACAAUGUCAGCAAGUCUGUCGAAGGAAUCUACAAGUGCAGCAUCCCUGGUGUUGGAGAAUCACCAGGAAGCUGGCUGUUUGUCAUAGCAAAUCCUGAUUCUAUCACCUCUACACCUCCUGGUAACACGACCCUCCAAAAUGGCUCCGACUCCCCUCAUGUGAUCAUCCUGCUGUGGGUUGCUGUCACCAUUGUGAUGAUGGUUCUGGUGCUGCUGGUGGUGGGAUUUCUUCAUCUUAAGAAAUGCAGAGUUUCCUCAGAGACACCAACAGCAGCAUCACAGUCAAUAAAAGACAAUCAUCCAGUGUCUGGGGAUGAUGUUGCAGACGAUCCAGAUGGUGUGACAGUCGUCGUCACAAAACAGAGAAGAAACACAGACGAGGAUGAGUUCUCACACCAACUCGUCUACUCUGCUGUGACCAUAAAACCAGGAUUAUCCAGCUCCACAGCAGCCACAGACCCAAAUUCAGCAGAGCCAGACGUUCUGUAUUCUGCUGUUCAGAUGGUCAAAAAGACACCUGAGUGAAGAAGAGAUG
This is a messenger RNA of Acanthopagrus latus (yellowfin seabream), 1703 nucleotides long. Its product is annotated as low affinity immunoglobulin gamma Fc region receptor II-c-like. NCBI's taxonomy places the organism in Eukaryota, Metazoa, Chordata, Actinopteri, Spariformes, Sparidae. Gene Ontology annotation, biological process: cell surface receptor signaling pathway. The record is from RefSeq and is a predicted model, not a curated record. The transcript has 10 exons. The coding region runs from base 659 to 1693 and encodes 344 amino acids. Gene Ontology annotation, molecular function: transmembrane signaling receptor activity.